Molecule: messenger RNA, 1341 nt
Organism: Thyridium curvatum
Lineage: Eukaryota; Fungi; Ascomycota; Sordariomycetes; Thyridiales; Thyridiaceae
Exons: 5
Coding region: 1-1341 (446 amino acids)
Molecular function (GO): oxidoreductase activity, acting on the CH-CH group of donors; flavin adenine dinucleotide binding
Source: RefSeq, a predicted model, not a curated record
AUGUCUGACAGCAAGGUCACUGUUCCUCUCUCCGAGCCGCCAUGGCUCAGCGGUCUUCCAUCGCCCUACUACGACGACUCUCACCGAAGACUCCAGCGUGUGUGUCAUGAGUUCAUCGGCGAGCACCUGAUCAAGCACGCCCUGGAAUGGGAGACCGCCGAAGAGGUCCCAUCUCAUGUCUUUGGAGAGUUUGCAAAGGCCAACAUGCUCUUACCUUCCCUUCCCGCGCCGCUGCCCGUCGAAUGGCUGAGGCGUGUAGGCAUAACAGAGAUGCCUGGCGGCAUUCCUGUGGAGAAAUGGGAUGCCUUCCACAUGAUGAUCUAUACCGAUGAGAUGAGCAGAGCUGGCCUGGCUGGCCCUCCAGGGGCCCUCAACACGGGCAUGGCUUUUGGCGUGCCGCCCAUCCUGCACUACGGCGACAAGCAGCUGCAGGAGCGAUUCUUGCCAGAUCUUCUGCUUGGCCGCAAGAGAACCUGCAUUGCAAUCACUGAACCCGACGCGGGAUCAGAUGUUGCCAACAUCACGACAAGCGCCCACACAAGCGACUGUGGCAAGUAUUACAUUAUCAACGGGACCAAGAAAUGGAUCACCAAUGGUGUAAUGUCGGACUAUGCCACCAUGGCUGUCCGGACUGGCGGUGAAGGCUCAGGUGCGAGAGGCAUUUCUAUGCUGGUGGUUCCCCUGAAGAACCAUCCAGGCGUGUCGACGCGCCGGCUCAAGGUGGCAGGCCAGAUCUCCGCUGGGACAUCGUUCAUCGAGCUGGAUGAUGUAAAAGUCCCAAAGGAGAACCUGAUUGGAAAAGAAGGCCAGGGAAUGAGCUACAUCAUGAACAACUUCAACCACGAGCGCCUAUUCAUCUCCAUCGGGGUGACCCGCCAGGCUAGAGUGGCUCUGAGUGCUGCCUUCGAGUACUGCAUGAAACGAGAGGCAUUUGGAAAGACUUUGAUGGACCAGCCGGUCGUCCGCCAUCGGCUCGCCAAGUGUGCCGCGAUGCUUGAGUCGCAAUCCGCCUGGGUGGAGCAAUUUGUCUACCUGCUCUCCAAGCUUAGCAAGAGCGAUGGGGACAAGGAACUCGGUGGCUUGACAGCACUCUGCAAGGCGAACGCAGGCAUAGUGUUGGAUGAGUGCGCUAGAUGCGCCGUCUUGCUCUUUGGCGGCAAUGGUUACACCCGAACUGGACAAGGCGAGAUCGCCGAAAAAAUCUAUCGCGAUGUACCUGGCGCUAGGAUCCCGGGUGGGAGUGAGGAUGUCCUGAUGGACUUGGCCGUCAGGCAGUUGGUAAAGCGCUUCCAGCAGAAGACCAAGGAACUGGACGCACGGACAAAGAAUUCACGCCUGUAG